Naegleria lovaniensis is the source of this 588-nucleotide messenger RNA. RefSeq lists its product as uncharacterized. The transcript has 3 exons. NCBI's taxonomy places the organism in Eukaryota, Heterolobosea, Eutetramitea, Acrasida, Naegleriidae. Bases 1 to 588 code for a protein of 195 amino acids. The record is from RefSeq and is a predicted model, not a curated record.
AUGGUGAAAAUCAAAAUCGGAGGGGAUGAUGGCAUUUCCACUUACACACUGUUGAAAGGACAGUCUGCCAAUAGAGCAGUAAAAGGAUGGGAAAUGAAGGUGGAUAUUGAUGAUAACGGGGUCGUGAGCGGAUCCAAUAAGAACGAAGGAUCAAAAGCAAAAAAGACAUAUUCCGGAACCUAUCUCAAUAAUCAACUUGAUGUACGAGUAACAGUUGAUGAUGGCAGAGUCAUUACCUACAAGGGCACAUUCCCUCUCGUAAAUGGGACUCUAGUCAAACUCGACUUUGUUAUGGAGAAUGGAGGAGGUGCACUUGCUUUGAGGAUCGUUUUAGGUGAGCCUGAAGUACUUGUAGAUUCACCAAAACAAAAAAAAAACAAAAACAUUAAUAACACAACUCGAAUGGUCAAAAUCAAAAUUGGAGGAGAUGAAGGUACUUCCACCUAUACUGUCUUUCGAGGAGUUCCAGCAAACACGACUGUUAAGGGAUGGGAAAUGAAAAUUGAAGUGGAUGAUCAGGGAGUCGUAACGGGAUCCAACAAGAAUGAAGGAGCAAGUGCAAAGAAGACAUAUGGUUUUGUUCCUUAA